AUGGAGCCGGCACCCAGCGGGCCACUGUUCCAGACCCCGCCUCUCCAUGCCGUCAACCAGCUCUUCGACUACGCCUCCUUCCUGUGGGAUUCCGGUACUGGCACGGGUGACAUCUGGCAACAGAUGAGCCCAGCCGUCACUGCUGGGCAGGGUGUGACGUUCGACGCGCUGGCUCAAAACGGGCAUAAUCCCGUUGUCCCCGCGGCCACGAUCAACUCAUCGCCCCAGGCCAGCAUCAAUGUCUCGAUGCAGGGUAGAUUGGUACCCAACAGUUAUGACAACUCGGAGCCGUCAACAGUUCCAGAUACCAGCUGCACCGGCUACGCCGACCAAGACGACCUGCUCGUGCCUUCCGAGACGGUAGCGGUGGAGAACCAUCGUCUCAUGGAUUAUUUCGCCCACGCUGUUACGCCUCCCAUCCUGGCUGAAGUAGAGACGCAGAAAAACUGGUUUGCUAUGCGGCAGGUCUUGGUCGGGAUGUCCAACGCAUCUCGCAUGAUACGAUGGGCCAUCCUGGCCUUCUCUAAUCUGAUGCUCUGCCGUCGCGAUGGGAACUGGCUGGCAAGUCAGCAGAACCACUACGACAACGCCGCCGCCGAGGUGGCAGCGUACGAUGAGCACCCGGCUGAGUCAUUUCUCAAGCAGAGCAUUGACCGUACAAACCUGCUGGCAACCCUAUUCUUCCUAAGCUACGUUGACAUCCUAGAAGCCAGGAUAAAGACUGCUCACACCCAUCUCAAGAGGGCCUACAACAUCUUCCAGCACGGAGACAAGGCGUCUUUCACCCCGAUCGAGAAACAGUUCCUCCUCUGGAUACGGCUCCUCGAUGGCCGAGCUGUGAGCGCCGGCGGCGACGGCCUCUUCCUCGAGAAAGACGAGGAGCCUCUCCUCGUCGAUGUCUCGUCUCCCAACAUCCUCAAGACCGCCACCGGCCCCGAGACCAGAGAAGACGAGCUCGCCGACGACGACAUUGAGGACACCCUCUUCCAGGUCCUCUACCAGCCGGGUAUUCUCUUCUUUCAGAAGGUACAGUCAUUUAUGGGCAGAAUUUCUAAAAUCGAUCCAUGGCACCGGCCCCGCGGCACAGUUGAGGACGAGACGGAGGUUAUGAACACGGGGCAGGCAAUCGCGGCGGACCUGCGGGCACUAUACGAGCAGCGACCACCUUUGAUGGAUAUCGCCGUCGCAGGGCGCCUAACGCCGCCGCACGUCUCCGCACACCUCGCGUCCGUGGUGACGCGGGCCUUCCGCACGUAUCUGUCCAACUACUACGCGAGCAAAGUACAUCUCCACCGCGUGGCAUACAAGGCCUUCCCGCUGACGGCCGAGGCGGGCGACGCGCUCGCGCACAUCCGGCGCCUCGCGGGCCUGCUGGCGGAGGGCCUCGACCGCGAGGACGACGCGCUGCCCGUCAACAUGCUGUGGCCGCUGCUGAUGCUCGGGUCCGAGCAGGAGCCGGACGCGGAGGAGCGCGCGUGGGUCAUGAGCCAGAUCCUGCGCAUGGAGAGGGUCGCGGGCAACGCGAAGAUCACGGCGCAGGUGCUGGAGGAGGUCCAGGCGCGGCAGGACGCGGCCAAGGAGAGGGUUGACAUCCGGUCCGUCAUGCACGCCAUCUUCAACCGGUGCUUUGCUAUCGUCUAG
This is a messenger RNA of Diaporthe citri, 1641 nucleotides long. RefSeq lists its product as uncharacterized. Gene Ontology annotation, cellular component: nucleus. Gene Ontology annotation, biological process: positive regulation of transcription by RNA polymerase II. Gene Ontology annotation, molecular function: DNA-binding transcription factor activity; transcription cis-regulatory region binding. The record is from RefSeq and is a predicted model, not a curated record. The transcript has a single exon. Lineage: Eukaryota; Fungi; Ascomycota; Sordariomycetes; Diaporthales; Diaporthaceae. The coding region runs from base 1 to 1641 and encodes 546 amino acids.